Messenger RNA from Cyprinus carpio (common carp), 1590 nucleotides. Its product is annotated as piezo-type mechanosensitive ion channel component 2-like. Gene Ontology annotation, cellular component: plasma membrane. The record is from RefSeq and is a predicted model, not a curated record. Gene Ontology annotation, biological process: regulation of membrane potential; detection of mechanical stimulus; cellular response to mechanical stimulus. The transcript has 10 exons. Bases 351 to 1520 code for a protein of 389 amino acids. Gene Ontology annotation, molecular function: mechanosensitive monoatomic ion channel activity; monoatomic cation channel activity. Lineage: Eukaryota; Metazoa; Chordata; Actinopteri; Cypriniformes; Cyprinidae.
UCUUCCCUCCAAACCCAGCCCUCCUCUGCUGAAUGCUGGAGUCAUCUGUCAGUAUUGCAGGGUGGUCCUUCUGUUCAUUGAGGAGGAGAAAAGUGCGUCCAGAUGCAGUGAGGCACAGCUGUGCGGCUCAGAAUAACGCGCUCCCUGCGCUGCGCACAACUCCUUUUGGGAACAAACCCAGCAAACUCGGAACGAAUGAAAUCGCAGCUCGUUGAUAUCUGCAGUGCGUCUGAGCAGCGGCAUGAUCUCUCCUGUCAACAGCAUGCUUGUUCCGGUACAACUGGCUGUCCUUCGUCUACCUCAUCUACCUCUUACUCAUCCCACUCUUCGCCGAGCCUACAAAGACAACAAUGCAGGGUCACACGGGGCGCUUGCUGAAAUCCCUGUGCUUCACCAGUAUGACGUUCCUGCUGCUGCACAUCAUCUACCAAAUCACAAUCAACAGUCUGUUAGCAGGAGACAACAUCGAGCCCAACUUCAACUGUUCAUCAUGGGAGAGAUCAAUACGGCAGCUGGGCUUUGAAAGUGUCCGAGGCGCAGACGCCGGGAACGGCAUCCGAGUGUUCAUCCCAGACAUCGGCAUGUUCGUGGUGGGUCUGGUGACGUGGCUCCUGUGCCGCAGUCUGGAGAAUGUGUCUCAGCACAACAGUGACUUUGAGCUGGACGAUCAGGAAAAGGAGGAUGAGGAAGAAAACAAGAAAAGUGAGAAACUGGAGCUUGAGGAUGAGCUGCUGUUCGAAGACUUUGAGCUGGGCGAUGAAGACUGUGAACUUCCUGAGGAAGAGGAAGUGGACGUAGAGGAUGGAGAACUUGAGGAGGCCGAUGUCGAAGAAAGCACCAAAAUGAAGAUCCUGCGGCAAAUAGCAGAUGUGGCGUCCAAACUGAAAGAAAUCAUUGGCAAUCUGAUUACCAGUGCAGGAAAAGUAGUCGUAACCAUAUUACUGGGCCUCACAGGUAUGAUGCUGCCGUCUCUGACCUCCACUGUGUAUUUCUUCACCUUCCUGGGCCUGUGCACCUGGUGGUCUUUCUGCCGCACGUUCGACCCGCUCCUCUUCAGCUGUCUGUGUGUCCUGAUGGCCAUCUUCAGCGCCGGACACCUCAUCACGCUCUAUCUCUACCAGUUCCAGUUCUUCCAGGAGGCCGUUCCGCCCGGAAACACUUACGCCAGUCUGUUUGGCAUCUCUCCUGUGGUUCAGACGGACUGCUCUCACACCUGGAUGUUCAGAGUCAACCCUGAUCUGGAGUGGCACCACUUUGUCAAUCCCAUCAUGCUCUUGGUGCUGUAUUACACCCUGGCCACGCUCAUCCGCCUUUGGCUGCAGGAGUCAGAAGACAUGCAGGUCAAAGAGAAAGCAGGAGAGACUGAGGAACGAGAGGAACCAGAAUCUUCUGAGAGCAAUAUGACGGUUUACACUGCAGAGAAGAAGAGGCAGCUGUGGCGAAUGGCUCAUUAUCGCACAGAUGAGAGACACCUGCUCACCACACAAGACGGCUGCAGCACACCUGAGGUCUGUGUUUGAGAUCGACUGUCAUUACUGAGCAUCAUAGAUGAAUACACGAGCCUGUCAGGAAACACUGUGGCUUUACUCU